Notolabrus celidotus (New Zealand spotty) is the source of this 1216-nucleotide messenger RNA. It is a transcript of the gene twist1b, whose product is annotated as twist family bHLH transcription factor 1b. NCBI's taxonomy places the organism in Eukaryota, Metazoa, Chordata, Actinopteri, Labriformes, Labridae. The record is from RefSeq and is a predicted model, not a curated record. The coding region runs from base 239 to 745 and encodes 168 amino acids. The transcript is spliced from 2 exons. Gene Ontology annotation, biological process: developmental process; regulation of transcription by RNA polymerase II. Gene Ontology annotation, molecular function: protein dimerization activity; RNA polymerase II transcription regulatory region sequence-specific DNA binding; DNA-binding transcription factor activity, RNA polymerase II-specific.
CAGCCAAUCAUGUCUCUCCUCUAAAAAGUUUACGCCAUGCAGCCUAUAAGAAGAGCCUAAGAAGUUUCUCAAGUAUCGGAAAAGACUUGUCCUCCCAGGAACCCAUCCAUGGAUACUUGGGUGUCUUCACAGAAAGAUAGGGGACCUACAGGUGGACUAUAACGCUGUCUGACUUCAUGAGAGGGAAGUAAUUUUGGGGGGUGGACAGUUCAGUGGGCACCAUCUACCCAGAGUGGAGAUGUCUGAGGAAAACUUGGGGGAAGAGUCGAGCAGCUCGCCUGUCUCUCCUGUGGACAGCCUAAGCAACAGCGAGGGGGAGCUGGACAGACAGCCGAAGAGAUGUGGGAGGAAGAGGAGACCUAGCAGGAAAAACGGGGAGGACUCAGAUAGCCCGACCCCUGGGAAAAGAGGGAAGAAGUCCAACAGCAGCAGCCCCCAGUCUUUCGAGGAGCUUCAGUCGCAGCGGGUCAUGGCCAACGUGCGUGAGCGUCAGAGGACCCAGUCUCUGAAUGAGGCGUUCGCUUCGCUGCGGAAAAUUAUCCCCACUUUACCCUCGGACAAGCUGAGCAAAAUACAGACGCUGAAACUUGCAGCCAGAUAUAUCGACUUUCUUUACCAGGUGCUGCAGAGCGACGAGCUGGACUCCAAAAUGGCAAGUUGUAGUUAUGUGGCUCAUGAGAGGCUGAGCUACGCCUUCUCUGUGUGGAGGAUGGAGGGCGCUUGGUCUAUGUCAACAUCUCACUAAUAUCUGGAGAAAUUAUGCCCUAAAUGGUGACUGCUGAUUCUACUUAUCACCUUCUGACGGGAUAAAUCUGGAGACCAAUGCUGGAUACAUGGGAUCACUCUAUUUAAACCAAAGACGUCUGAAGCUUUUAUUUUGAAGAGGCCCGAUUGAGACUUGCAGCCGUUUUACACCACAAACCCCCUCAAUUUGAUGCGUUUUCAUGUUGUUGACCACGAAUGUUAAAAAUAUCAUGUGUGUGUGUGUUUUUUUUUUUAAUGCAUGCCUUUGGACUUAUUUCUGUGGAGGUCAAAGUGCAUUGUUGCAGCAGUUGUCUCACUUUUUUUGGUGUGAGACUGUCUACUGGUGGGCUGACUGUGUGGAUCUAACCUGUGCAAAAAUAUUUUCUGAAAACAUUUAUUUAUUUAUUGCUGAAACGUGUUACAUUCAGGAACAGAUCCUGUGUCUGAAAUAUACAAAUACAUUCUUAUUUUU